Sordaria macrospora k-hell is the source of this 630-nucleotide messenger RNA. NCBI's taxonomy places the organism in Eukaryota, Fungi, Ascomycota, Sordariomycetes, Sordariales, Sordariaceae. The record is from RefSeq and is a predicted model, not a curated record.
AUGGCAAAACUACACCCCCCAACGGCGGAGGCCCCCGGCCCCUGGACCCCGAGGCUCCGAGCACUCCGAGAAUGGUUGAACCCCGGGGCGGAAGCCCCGGCCAGAGCCCCCCGCACAACAGCCCUCCCCCCAGAAGCGGACCCCGACCUCUACUGGCGGACCCACAGACCGCCGUACCUCCAAGACACCCCCUGGCACCACAACAACCCUUACCUCGACCUCCCGAGGGCCUACCUCGCGAGGUGGGUCGGGGAGAAGACCGGCCACUACGACUUCCACUCAACCCCCUCGAGAAAAGGACACCUCGCGCUCUGCCCACUCGUGACCUACAAGAACCCGCUGGCGGCAAAGGACACCCCCAGCGCCUUUGGCACAAACUACGCCACCUACCUGAAUAGAAUACACAACCUCAAGGCCGAUGGAUACACCGGCGCCCGCGCGAGGGCGGACGGCAGCAUCUACGGCAUCAGAACGAUCCGGCCGGAGACCCCGGACCCGGACGACGAACCAAUACCCUUUGAGAUGCCGGGACUCGUCCCGGCAGAGCUGGAAGGAGUCAACUACGACGGGCGAGCGGUGGAAAGGACGGAGGAAGACAUGGAGACGGAGGAGGAGGAAGGAGAGGAGUGA